AUGAACGUUGGGGACGAUGAUGAUGCCGUCAACAAACCCCAAAGACUACGACAUCAACGCCACCCGAUCACCCAAAAACAGUCGUCACCAUCAAAGCCAUGUGGCCAUCGCCAUCAUCUUCGUCGUCGUGUUGUUGAUCUCCACUGCGAAUUGGCUCUCUCGUCUUCUCUGGCGCCCCUUAGCCCUUCCCUGCCCCUCAAACCCUCACUCAAUCCCUUGGAAGAGAAGCUCCCCGAAAACAACGUCGAUCUUUCCUUGCCACCGAUCAUGAUUUUCCGAGGACAUAUCACGAUUUCAUUUGAGGUUGGGGUAGGCUUGGUUGGCUUGGGUGGUGGUUGGGUUACAAGAGGUGGUUGCUGGGGACUUUCGGUGGGUGUUGGUGUUGAGGAUAAGGGAAAAUAG
This is a messenger RNA of Prunus armeniaca (apricot), 402 nucleotides long. The record is from the annotation of a GenBank genome assembly. NCBI's taxonomy places the organism in Eukaryota, Viridiplantae, Streptophyta, Magnoliopsida, Rosales, Rosaceae.